Argiope bruennichi is the source of this 3477-nucleotide messenger RNA. RefSeq names its product nephrin-like. Lineage: Eukaryota; Metazoa; Arthropoda; Arachnida; Araneae; Araneidae. Gene Ontology annotation, molecular function: protein binding. Bases 573 to 3065 code for a protein of 830 amino acids. The transcript is spliced from 15 exons. The record is from RefSeq and is a predicted model, not a curated record.
UCGCAUUCCACGCUUUCGGUAGCACGAUCGUGGUUUCAGGAAAGAGAAACCGGGUUAACAAAUAGCCUCAUUCCAUUUCACAAGUGAUUUGAAGCCAGAUAUCUUUUAGAAUUCGUUGAAAGAAACAAAAAGUGAGUGAAAUGAAAGUGUGUGGAAUUCUAUUGCCGAAUAAUUGAACAUAGGUGGGAGAUUAUGCUACUAAUUAAAGAAGUAAAUUGUGGCACCAGGAAGACCACCUGUUAAACGUUGGAUGGAAUAACGCAUGGUACUAUUGUCAACCCUCAUUCAUAUUAUUUAUUAGAUGGAGCUCUAUCAAGAAGAAAAAAUUAUCACUUAGAUCUAGAACUAACGUGCUUAUUUUGUGAACUCGAAAUUGCUUCUUAAAAUUUAUUAAAAUGAGAAGCAGUUAAUUUAAGAUUAUCAGUGCUCAAAUGUGCAGUCAUUUGCUUAGCAGUGUGUUAAUAUUCGUAUACUAUACUCAGUAAACGUCAUAAUAUCAAUGUAUGUGCUCUUCUGAACAUUUAGAACGUUAGUGAACUGGAUCUCUGGUAUUUUUAUACAGCUGUCCCACAAUGCUGUCUUUAAAUAUGCAGUGUGAUACAAAACUAUGGAUGGUGUUAUUGUUGGCUGCCAAAUUGAUGUGUUUAUGCUGUAGCAGAGAAAUGAUAUCUCUGCCAAUCCCCGAGUACAAAGCAGUGGCGGGAGGCGACGCUCAUCUGCCUUGCAACUUUACCCUUCCUGAGGACCCAGAAGUUGUAUCUUUGAUGCUGUGGUACCGAGAGCAGGAGAGAGUGCCGUUUUAUACAGUGGAUUUCCGAAAAGGCACCAGGGACAAUCCAAAACACUUUACAGUGCCGGAAUACGCUGACAGAUCUUAUUUUGAUGUGACAAAAUUGCCGCCGACAAUUAGAUUAGAUUCUGUCGCGGCAGAAGAUGAAGGUAUUUAUCGCUGUAACAUAGAAUUUAGAAGAUCUAGAACUGUGACUAGAAUUGUCAAGCUCAACAUACAGAUCCCUCCCCUAUCUGUUGUGAUAAUGGACGACCGAGGACAAAGGUUAAAGGGCUUAGCCGGACCUUACGAUGAAGGAGCUUAUCUCUCAUUGCUUUGUGAAGCAGAAGGAGGCGAUCCAUCACCUUCGGUAACGUGGUGGCGUGACAGAUCGCUGUUAGAUGACACGUUUUAUCGAGCUUCCCAAAAUUACGUCAGGAACGAACUCGUCAUCCUGGAGCUUCGGCGGACAGAUCUUCUGGUGGAGCUUACUUGUCAAGCAUCCAGCACAAAUCUCACAAGGCCUCUGGUGGAACACAUCAAAAUAGAUCUGAACCUGAGACCAUUGUAUGUUAAGAUAACGACGCCACAAAAACCUUUGAAAGUCGGUGAAGAAGUGAGGCUGCAUUGUGAAACUUCCGGAUCUCGUCCUGUUGCUAAAAUAUCUUGGUGGAUGGACAACGUAAGAAUUCAAACUGGAAAAGAAUCUAUACCAAAUAGCAAAAAUAUCACUUACAGCAGUCUGAUUAUAAGACCAACCAUAGACGAUAAUGGUAAAACUGUUACUUGCAAGGCAGAAAAUCCAGUUCUGGCACAUCCUCCUGUUCAAGAUAAUUGGCCGUUGAAUGUACAUUUUCCUCCGGAAGUUUCAUUACACUUAGGAGCCAAUAUCAAGUAUUCCACGAUCAAAGAAGGCAAUGAUGUUUAUAUGGAAUGUACAAUAAGAGCGAAUCCGCAGAUUGCUGAAUUGACCUGGCUGUUUGAGAAUAGGCAGUUCUUCAGUAAUGCUUCAGCUGGUGUCAUAAUCUCCAAUCAAUCUCUGGUGUUGCAAAAAGUAAAAAAAGAACACAGAGGGAGAUAUAGAUGCAUCGCUUCCAACUCUGAAGGAGAAGGAGAAAGUGAUGAUUUGUUUUUAGAGGUUAGAUAUGCCCCCACCUGUAAACCCAAUCAAAAGGAUUUGUUUGGAGUUGCAAGGGAAGAAGAGGUAAACAUAACUUGUGAAGUUGACUCGGAUCCACAGGAUGUAACAUUCCGAUGGACUUUGAAUAAUUCAGUGGAAAACACUGAAUUGCAUAGUUUUGAAUCUUCUGGUGCGCUGAGUGUGCUUACUUAUACGCCUAAAAAUCCGAUGGACUAUGGAGCUAUCCAAUGCCUAGGUAGAAACUCAGUUGGUGAACAAAAGGAGCCAUGUGUUAUCAGAGUCAUGCCUGCUGGUCCGCCAGAUCCUGUUCACAACUGCGCCGUUGUUAAUCAAUCCCACUCAUGGUUACAAGUGGAAUGUGAACCAGGAUAUGGCAAUGGUCUUCAGCAAAGAUUCCAUUUGGAUGUUUACAAUUCCAGAGUCGAUCACUUGCAAGUUAAUAAAACUUCUAACGUUUCUCCCAAAUUUUCUGUACACGAUUUGCCUGCUGGUACACCAUUUGUAUUAGUUCUCUAUGCCUCUAAUGAGAAAGGGAAGAGCAAUUCACUUGCAAUCGUAGCGCAUACAUCACCAAGUCCAUCAACAGAAGCAGAAGCUGCUUUUAUGUCAAAACUCAGUCCACUCGUUGGGAUUCUUUUGGCUGUAUUGGGUACACUCUUAAUGAUUGGUGUUGUCGGUUUGGCUUUUGUCCAAAUACGUAAAAGAAGGUCUCCAAAAACCUCUAUAGAGGAGGACAAGAGCAAGAUUGAUAUGAGCAUAAAGAAAUCUUUAGAAGAUAUUGUCGAAACAACCGUUGCAUGCCCUGAUGUGGUUCCUCCUAACAACACAGUUUAUGUUAGUCCAGAUGGAGAAAGUAUUUGUGAAAUGGCAAAAGAUAAAAGCUCCAUGGGAACAAAGGAAAAUUAUCGUAACUGUGUAGUUGCAUUGAAACGUUCUUGGAGUUUUAAGAAAGGCCAUCAAGAGAAGGUUGAUGUAGAAGUAACGCUGGCAGAUUUAAACAACGCUAUAUCAAAGCACAAGGAUUCCUCUUCGACGACGUUCUUAGGAGAUGUUACGUUAGAGGAAAAUUUAUCUUCAAAGAAAAUUGUGAUAAAAGUUGAGCCUCCUCCUGAUCAAGCAAUGAGUGAGAGAGGUUAUCGAACGGACUCAGUCUAGACAUAUCUUCGGCAUGUGAAAAACGUCUUGUACAUGGCGCCAUCUUGUCCCGCGUCCAUAAAUACAGUAUGAUUACAGUGCCACCUCGACACGUACCUUGUUCAUUAUUAAAAAAAAAGCUGCGAAAAAUGGAUGUUAUAAAAUGAAAAGCAGAUGGAAACUUGUUGGACAGAAAAGGAGCUGAACAAAUUUGAGAAUCAGGAUGAAAACCAAGGGAUCAAGCGAUCUUGAAGUUUAUUGGGUUUGACAGAAAAAAAAGGACUUGGAAAUGCAACGGGUUAUGAAAUACUGGUGCUCAUUUUAUGUUGAUUUACAGUAUUCGUCGACUACCUAGUCAUUCAUCUAUUUGGUGUUGGACUCAGUAUAUUGCUGUUUAUCAUGUCAAAACACUGAACAUAUCGAUGUCUCCCAU